AACCGCAGAAAAUACACUAUUCGUGAAGUUCAUUUUCUCAGCCCUUCAACUGAAGUACGCAUGAGAUGAUUUAAAAUGUCUCGAACCGAUGCGAAAGCUGUAUGCAAAAGACCUGAACCGUACUUCUGUGAACUUGACGAUCGAUGUACGUUCAGAACGUUCUGAAGGGUCGUCUGCCGUUAUGUCAUUGAAGUUUUUUACUUAUUAUACAAUUAUAUUUGUAUUUUUUUCGCUGCAAGUGUGACCUCUGCUAUAAAUGACCUGCCAAUCUUUAUUCAGCAAGAACAAUAUUGUUGGUAUAUAUGGGAAUGUAGACAAAUUCUGUCACUUCUCUCAUUCCAGCAGGUGUACGACAACGAACGUAACUUGAAUUUGAAAUUGGUGAAUGACAGGUGGGAAGUGGUUGGUGCAAGUUUGAAAGAACUGAGGAAUGAUCGAAUUUAUUCAAGAAUGAAGCUGGUAUGCCUACCUGAAACAGCAUGACAAAUAUUUGGCAGAUGAAAAUUAUCUUAUUUAUUCUACUUAUUAUAUGUACAACAAGCAUGAUAUUCUUCAUAGGAAAUUUAUCUCAGUUGGAAAGUAUUGCAGGGACAUCUUGGUGAACACCUGGCUCCAUAAGGUAAUGGCCCAGGUGGCAGAACCUUAGAUCGAACAUUACAGCCACUUGUGUAUCGUCAUCUGUUUUCCAAUGACUCCAAUCAGAUCCUGCUAACCCGCAUGGUAUAUUUGGAUCGGCAAGAACAUCUUCAGAAAAUGUGUCAUAGCUAUAUGCAGGACAUUAAACAUCAGACAAACCUUACAAAAUACAGAGAGAUGUAUGAUCAUUUAUUGGUUGACCAGAAACAUAGAUUACUUUACUGUUAUGUACCCAAGGUAGCAUGCACAAACUGGAAGCGCGUAUUCAUGAUUCUGAUUGGAUUGGCUAAUACUACAGAUCCCCUCAAGAUUCCAGCCAGUGCAGCUCAUCAGAAAGAUGUUAUUACCAGGCUUAGCAACUAUUCGUCGAUGGAAAUUGACAGCAUCUUGCAUACAUUCACAAAGUUUCUGUUUGUUCGCCAUCCAUUUGAACGAUUGCUGUCAGCAUAUCGUAACAAACUAGAACAACAUUAUCAGAGUUCAAAGUAUUUUCAGUCUCGAUUUGGGCGACAUAUCAUCAAACAUUACCGACAAAAUCCUUCAAAUGAAUCACUGACAAAAGGUGAUGAUGUCACUUUUAAAGAAUUCGCUACAUAUUUAGUAGGACAAGAAGGUGUGCUAAAUGAACACUGGAGACCAAUCUAUGACCUGUGCCACCCAUGCUCAAUCAAUUAUGAUAUUAUUGGUAAAUAUGAGACAUUAGACCAAGAUUCAGAGUUUAUACUAAAGCAGGUAGGAGAAAAAGGAAUAUCCUUCCCACGAGCCCCAAAAUCAUCAAGCACUACAUCAAAGCUUCGAAAAUACUUUGAUAGUCUCCAACAAGAUAUUAUUAGGCAGUUGUAUAAUGUAUAUAUUAUGGAUUUCAAAUUAUUUGGAUAUAAUUUACAAGAAUUUUUAGGCUAUGAAAUGGGUUGAAUUAAUCAUGUCUGCUUUUCUCAGGUAAUAAUGCCUGCGAAGGGCAUUACUUCAUUAGGCCGGCCUACUGUUUUUUAGCCCAGUUUAUAUUUUGUUACUACAGUUUUAAUAACAGAUCAUGGUAGUAGUUUUAAGAUAGGCAGACACUGCCCCAAAUGAUGAAUGAUGCGUAAAAAUAUCUGAUACUUUAAGUUACUGAAAUAUAAUAUUGUCAUGAGAAAUCACAACACUGUGGGUUCAGGUAAGAAAUGGAACUAUUGGGCAUUAGUUCCUCAUCUACAAGUGUUUACAACUGACUGACUGACCCCCCACCCCACAACUUGCUCCCCCUUCUGUCCUGCAUUGUCAUUUUCUGGUUUCCACUUCAUCUUAGUUCCUUGUUUCACUGAGGGAGCAGGCUAACCAGGCUUGAACUCUGGCUGGCUGGUAAAUUGCUGCUGGCCCUCACUAGCACAGUGAUCUCGGUCACAAGUCCCACCGGACUCAUUACCUUAUUUUACUGUCUCAUGGCACUGGAAGCCUUCUAAUCUUGCUCCUUGAACUUUGAUUUGUCUGGUGUAGCCUUGUGGCAGGCUGCCUAGGUGACAGUGUCCUCAGCAGUACCUUGACUUGUGGUUAAGAGAGAUUUGUGCAUGCUGUCACCUGAUAAUGGACGUGUCUUUGAUAUUUCUGUGGUUCCAGCAUUCGCGUUACUGACUAUGCUGUACCGGCUCCUUGAACGUCAGGUAUGAGAUUUCAGACUGCUCUGGGUUGUAAUUCAACAGAAAUAAUUUAGCAGUUGAAAUAUGCUGUAGUAUAAGCCCAGAAAUAUCAGUAUAAUUAUGAUUUUAAUCCAGUGCAAUAUAUAUAAAUUCUUGCCAAUAGAAGAUAUCUUUUCAGUAUUAUAAAGUGUGGUUAUCAUUAGGUUAGAAGAGCCAUCUAAUCUGUACCUGUAGAAUUUGUAGUAAUGACAAGUGCUGUUGUCAGUGCUUGGUUUUACUGAAUAAAUUUAACAGAAUGUAGGAGUCUUCUCAAUUGCUCAUCUUGCCAUAUCCUAGGGAUGGCUCUUGUUAGUGUGGUAUUCUUAAAGAAGUAACUUCAUGGGUUUUCAUUUUAAUUAGAAGUAUACAGUGCUUUGUUUAUUGGAGUGAAGGUUGUGACAUUUCAAAAAGGAGAUCCCCAAAACAUUUAUUUAUUGAAGUGUGAUAAUUUGGCAGUAGGUUGCAAAGAUUUUCAUCCACAUUUUUAUAUAUAAUUCUGUGUCAUUUGAAUGAGAAACUGGGGCAUGCAUGCUCCUUAUGAUGAGCUAGCAGUUUUACAAGAACAUGUGUACAUGCAAGUGCAAUAAGCAUUAUAAUAUAUUUUGUAAUGUGUGUAUGUUAUGUUAUUAAAAUGAAUAUGUGUCUGCAUAUUGCUCAUCAGAUUUCAGAAGGUUGUGUCGUUAUUUGGGAGCUGGUAUGCCUACCAUAAAGAAUGAGAAUGUAUAUUGUUUAUUUUUACCUGACAUACAAUAUGUAACAGUCCUAUAUUGUAUUACUUUUUUAGAAUUUUUAUUUAAUAUAUAUAUGAUGGAAAUAUAAUGAAAGUACUUGCUUUUUACUAGUAUCAUUUAUAAAGCAGCCGUAUUAACAAUACAUAACAUUUUAGUGUAAAAUGUUUGUAUUGUCCUGAUGUGUUUCAACAGUAGAUGUGGAUGUUCUGAAGGUAAUACAGUUAUAACUAGGGACCAAAUUAUAAUGCAAAUGCAUAUUUCUUGCAACCAGAAAGUAUGUUCAUUUGUAUGCAUGAAUUCAUUUUUUUAAAUUUUAG
Messenger RNA from Cryptotermes secundus, 3339 nucleotides. RefSeq names its product carbohydrate sulfotransferase 11. Gene Ontology annotation, biological process: carbohydrate biosynthetic process. The record is from RefSeq and is a predicted model, not a curated record. Gene Ontology annotation, cellular component: membrane. The transcript is spliced from 5 exons. NCBI's taxonomy places the organism in Eukaryota, Metazoa, Arthropoda, Insecta, Blattodea, Kalotermitidae. Gene Ontology annotation, molecular function: sulfotransferase activity. Bases 718 to 1551 code for a protein of 277 amino acids.